Molecule: messenger RNA, 945 nt
Organism: Moesziomyces antarcticus
Lineage: Eukaryota; Fungi; Basidiomycota; Ustilaginomycetes; Ustilaginales; Ustilaginaceae
Product: RTA1 domain-containing protein
Exons: 1
Coding region: 1-945 (314 amino acids)
Cellular component (GO): membrane
Source: RefSeq, a predicted model, not a curated record
AUGUCUUCGUUGCCGCGCAAUCCUAAUCCCAAUCCGCCUGACGGCGAGACUUCGGUCAACAUCUAUGGCUACACGCCCUGGAUUGCGCUCUGCAUCUUUUCGGUGGCCUUCUUUGGCGUUGCGCUGUUCGUGCACGCCGGAUAUGCAGUCUAUGCUGCCCGUCGGCGCAAGAAACUUUCGACUGCCUCUUUUGACGAUCAGCAAGAGACCAAACAUCUCGAUGCUGAGCCUGAUGGCUCCCUCAAUGGCGGCGUCGCAACCUUUGAGGUGCUGUUCAGCGUCGGCUGUGCGCUCGAGGUCGUCGGCUACGCCUUCCGCACCGCCAGCAGUCGCAACCCUUUCGUCUUGACCAGUUUCAUCCUCAACUACUUUAUGAUCGUCGUGGCGCCGGUCUUCUUCUCCGCAUCCCAGUACUACUGUCUGAGCCUGCUGCUACAACGUCAUUCGUCCUAUGCCGAGCUCCUGCCGCUGUCCGGCAAGGCCAUCAUCGCCAUCUUUGUGACGGCCGACGUAGUCACAAUUGUGAUGCAGAUCGCCGGCGCUGCCCUCGUGGGUGUCGCAGAAUCCGAUCGAGCCUCGGGCAAGGUGCCGCCCCUCACACCUACCCAGGCCAACGACAUUCUCCGAGCCGGUCUGGCGGUACAGGUCUUCUCAAUCACCAUCUUCCUCUUGUUGCUCUCCGUUCUGCUCUACAAAGUGGCGCGGCGAGGACUGAUCAACGCCGCAUCGCCCGAUGCCUGGCGUCGACGUGCCGUGCUGGCCGUGCUGGCUUUCUCCACUUUCUUCAUCUACCUCCGCACCGUAUUCCGUCUAGCCGAGGCGGCCAGUGGCGUCACAUCGGGCAUCUCGCUCAACCAACCCCUCUUUGUCGCACUCGAGACCGUGCCGGUGUUUGUCGCCGUGCUGCUGUGGACUGUACUGCCCUUGCACGUGUUGCUACGCUAG